Molecule: messenger RNA, 1149 nt
Organism: Diorhabda sublineata
Lineage: Eukaryota; Metazoa; Arthropoda; Insecta; Coleoptera; Chrysomelidae
Product: protein CWC15 homolog
Exons: 3
Coding region: 251-907 (218 amino acids)
Biological process (GO): mRNA cis splicing, via spliceosome
Cellular component (GO): catalytic step 2 spliceosome
Molecular function (GO): RNA binding
Source: RefSeq, a predicted model, not a curated record
UAUGAAAAAACAUACUAAUUAGGUGAAAAUUGUAAACUAACUAAAAAUAAAAAAACAGAACAUUUAAUAAAACAUAAUAUAUAAACAGUUUUGUGUAUGGUUAUUUGAUAAACCAUAUCCAGGGACAUCAUGAAAGGCCGCUGAAAAACGCAACUAAUGACAUGACAGUCUAUCUGCUGAAAAUCACUAUAGUCUAUAGUGUAAAUUUCCAAAAUUAAGUAAGAAGCGGUAGUUAAUCCAUUAUAAUCAAAUGACUACAGCAGCACGUCCAACUUUCGAACCAGCAAGAGGUGGUCAAGGAAGAAAUGAAAAAGAUCUUAGUGCUAUUUCUAGACAAUAUUCAAGUAGGGAUUUACCAGGACAUACUAAAUUAAAAUAUAGGGAACAUGGACAAGGAACAAUUGAUGAAACCAGGGCUAGAGAUUUUAGAAAAGAACUUGAGGAACGUGAGAGAGAAAAAAGACCAGGAAUUAGGGUAGUUGAGCACAGCAAAAGGUUAAAAUUGGACCAAGUCCCAGCUGCUAGCUUAGAUGCAGAUGACCCCCUUGAUGAAGGAGAUUCAGAUUCAAGUGAUGGAGAUGAUGAUGAUGAUGAUACUGAAGCUUUACUUGCAGAAUUGAGUAAAAUUAAAAAGGAACGAGCUCUAGAUACUGCAAAAAAAGAAAUAGAAAGAAGACAAGAGGAAGAAAGAAUAAGAAUGGAAAAUAUUUUAAGUGGAAAUCCUCUAUUGACACAUUAUUCAGCAGGAUCAAAUAAGACAGAUCACAAAGUGAAGAGGAGAUGGGAUGAUGAUGUGGUAUUUAAAAACUGUGCAAAGUCUGAACCAGAAAAAAAGACAAAUGUGUUUAUAAAUGACUCUUUAAGAUCAGAAUUUCAUAAAAAAUUUAUGGAAAAAUAUGUUAAAUAAUUUAACUUCAUUAAUAUUCUGCCAUAUUCAUGAAUUUAAACAUUUUACAUAUCACAGUUAAAUGAUAUGGUUACAAGAAAUAACAUGUUUGAAAUCUGGAGCAAAAUAAUAUACUUCAUUGUGUAAGUAAAUUAAUUUGCAAAAAAUUAUUGGUGGAAUAUUAUACUUUUUAAUUUUCAUCAUGAUAAAUAAACGAAAGGUUUUGCUAUGAUACAUAAUUCAAAUAAAUUUUUAAAAAUAUA